This is a messenger RNA of Musa acuminata AAA Group (dessert banana), 1464 nucleotides long. Its product is annotated as serine carboxypeptidase 1-like. Gene Ontology annotation, biological process: proteolysis. The transcript is spliced from 8 exons. NCBI's taxonomy places the organism in Eukaryota, Viridiplantae, Streptophyta, Magnoliopsida, Zingiberales, Musaceae. Bases 1 to 1464 code for a protein of 487 amino acids. Gene Ontology annotation, molecular function: serine-type carboxypeptidase activity. The record is from RefSeq and is a predicted model, not a curated record. Gene Ontology annotation, cellular component: vacuole.
AUGAGGUUUGCAUGCAUCACGUUGCUUCUCGUCUCCUGCAGUGUCUCGCUGCUCCACGUCAACGAAGCGAAUCAGGCUGAGCAACUAAUAAGGCUGACUGAAUCCAAGAGAUCGACAUGGUCAGAUCAACCUGACCCAUGGCUCGAUCUCGACGCCGCCGACUCGGCCUCCUCGCCGGUCUACGUCGGCCCUCAGAAUGGGCUGAGGGACGCCGAUAAGAUCACAGCAUUGCCGGGGCAACCCGGCGGCGUUGACUUCGAUCAGUAUGCAGGGCACGUGACGGUUGACCCGAAGAAGGGGAGGGCACUGUUCUACUACUUCGUCGAGUCCCCUCACAGGUCUUCGUCCAAGCCUCUCGUCUUGUGGCUUAAUGGAGGGCCAGGGUGCUCCUCUCUGGCAUACGGAGCCAUGGAAGAACUCGGCCCUUUCAGAGUCAAAAGCGAUGGCAAAACGCUCGAAAGAAAUCCUUAUGCUUGGAAUGAAGUGGCCAAUGUGCUCUUCUUGGAAUCCCCAGCAGGGGUUGGCUUCUCGUACUCGAAUACUACCACAGAUUAUGAUCAAAGCGGAGACAAGAGGACCGCGGAAGAUACAUUCACCUUUCUGCUAAACUGGCUGGAGAGAUUCCCCCACUACAAGAAUCGCAAGUUCUUCAUCGCCGGGGAGAGUUACGCCGGCCACUACGUCCCCCAACUCGCCUCGCUCAUACUGCACCGCAACAAGCUCGCCAACCGGACUCUCAUCAACCUCAGUGCCAUUGCAAUUGGGAACGCUUAUGUUGAUGAAGUAACCAACAGCGAAGCAAGGUACGAGUUUUUGUGGAGUCACGCACUAAUAUCCGAUGAGACAUUUGCUAGAACUCGUCGAUUCUGCAACUUCUCUGCCAUCAUAAACGAAGAGUGCAACAAAGCUACAGCUGCUGUUGCUGCAGAGACCGGAAACAUCGAUCCUUACAAUGUCUAUGCUCCCGUUUGCGUUGGCUCCAACAGUUCUUCCGAGUCUGGCGUAGCGAUGGCCGACAUAGAUCCCUGCUCGGAUAAUUACGUGGAGGCGUACCUGAACGAUCCUGAGGUGCAAAAGGCUCUUCAUGCGAAUGUUACCAAGAUUGAUGGACCAUGGAGUUCUUGCACUGAUCUCCCUUGGAAUGACAGUCCUACGAGCACAUUGCCGGUCAUGAAGCAGCUCGUCAACAGUGGGUUGAGGGUGUGGCUGUUCAGUGGUGAUACCGAUAUGGUAUGCCCGUACAAAGGCACGUUUAAGGCGAUCAAAAUCAUGAAGUUGCCGAUCAAGAACCCAUGGCGUGCGUGGUAUUCCGACAAACAGGUAGGAGGCUAUGUCGUUGGUUAUGGAGGACUGACGCUUGUUACGGUAAAGGGAGCAGGGCACAUGGUUCCGACCUACCAACCUGAGCGAGCAUUGUUGAUGUUCUCCAGUUUCCUCCGUGGAAAGCUCCCACCAGCUUCCUAA